AUCGCCAUAACUGCAUCCACAGUUCCCAGUGCUGACUGUUACCAUAAUAACAACAGAGGGAACGCACAUUUGUUCUACGACAACAAAGACGAACGCAGACAUUUGGACGAGAGAAGCACUUUGUUUAAAGUCCAUUUCCUUCAGCCAACGUGACGAGGCUGUUCUGACCCAGUGAUAGGCAAAAUGGGACGGAUCUUCCUGGAUCACAUUGGUGGGACUCGCCUCUUCUCUUGUGCCAACUGCGACACCAUACUGACUAACCGAGCUGAACUCAUCUCCACACGUUUCACUGGAGCCACCGGCCGCGCUUUCCUGUUCAACAAGGUUGUGAAUCUGCAGCACAGCGAGGUGCAAGACAGAGUCAUGCUGACAGGAAGACACAUGGUGCGGGACGUGAGCUGCAAGAACUGCAACAGUAAGCUGGGCUGGAUGUACGAGUUUGCCACUGAGGAAAGUCAGCGCUACAAGGAGGGCCGAGUCAUCCUGGAGAGGGCGUUGGUGAGAGAAAGCGAAGGUUUUGAGCAUGUUCCCUCUGAUAACUCCUGAGGUCACCUCUGUUACUGCUGCAAUGCUCAAUCCAUGUACUACAGCUUCCCCUCCAGCAGCAGUGCAUGGACCUACAUGGACAGUGUUCCAUUUGUGUGUAGAGCUACACCAAAAAAAAAAACAACCCAGACUUGGCGUUUGUGGGAUGCUAACAACAGCAGCACCAGGCAUUUUCCCAUGGCUUUAAACAUCUGGGAGAAGAGGAGAAACAUCGUUGCUUUUCUACCCAUUUAAAAUCGCCUACAGUUUCAGUGUGUGUCCAGCAGGCUGUAGUGUUGCAUAGGUGGGGGUGGGAUGUUGACCCAGAUGAAAAUGAUCUGCUCCUGCAGCCCUACAAGAGGCUCUGACAGAUAGACAGCUUGUUUUGUAGGGAUUCAAGGAGUGAUUCAAAACAGAAGACUGAAUCGGUUGAGACUAUUGGUGUUGAAGUGAAGUUAAAUCCACUUUUAGAUUAAGUCGUUAGGUGUUUGCUACAAAAAAAUAAUUUUCUAGCAAAUGGGCAAGCUGAUGCUUUGCUGGAAAUUGUUUAGUCAUCAAAUACACUACCAUUCGAAAGUUUGGGGUCACCCAGACAAUUUCAUGUUUUCCAUGAAAACUCACACUUUUAUUCAUGUACUAACAUAAUUGUACAAAGGUUUUCUAAUCAUCAGUUAGCCUUUUAACACCAUUAGCUAACACAAUGUAGCAUUAGAACACAGGAGUGAUGGUUGCUGGAAAUGGGCCUCUGUAUCCCUAUGGAGAUAUUCCAUUAAAAAUCAACCGUUUCCAGCUAGAAUAGCCAUUUACCACAUUAACAACAUCUAGACUGUAUUUCUGAUUCAUUUAAUGUUAUCUUCAUUGAAAAAAAAUGCUUUUCUUUCAAAAAUAAGUGACCCUGAACUUUUGAACAGUAGUGUAAGUAUUAUAUUACUUUUUUAAUGGCAGAGUAUUCCAUAUGAUAAUAGAUGAAAAUUAUAUUAUUCCAUAUUUUUGUUAAUUUUACUGAACUAGGUGUCACUUUUGCAAUAUAAAAAUUUCAGCGUCUUCAUUUUAUCCUAGAAUUAAUGAUGAUUUAUCUCAAGCCAGAUUUUGUCUUUUCAAUAUACACAAUUCAAUAAAAUACAUUUCACUCAA
Amphiprion ocellaris (clown anemonefish) is the source of this 1659-nucleotide messenger RNA. Its product is annotated as protein yippee-like 5. The coding region runs from base 184 to 546 and encodes 120 amino acids. Lineage: Eukaryota; Metazoa; Chordata; Actinopteri; Pomacentridae. The transcript has 3 exons. The record is from RefSeq and is a predicted model, not a curated record.